Lontra canadensis (Northern American river otter) is the source of this 4163-nucleotide messenger RNA. Its product is annotated as collagen alpha-1(XXIV) chain-like. The record is from RefSeq and is a predicted model, not a curated record. Lineage: Eukaryota; Metazoa; Chordata; Mammalia; Carnivora; Mustelidae. The transcript is spliced from 48 exons. The annotation marks the transcript as partial.
UGUUUGGUGAUGUCAUUGCAAGUCAGUGAGCGGUGAAAUUUAACACCGGCCGGAUUUGCUGGGCUCUUCUUCCAGGGGAAGCAGCCGGCGGCAGUCAACGCUGAACGCCUGAAGUUGCCACCGGCCCCCUCUCACCGACCAGAUUUCCGAAGUGGUACCUGCACCCUUAGCAGUUCGGAGUUGCCUUCUGUUUUCCGUUAGCGCUUCGCUGCAGGGACAAAUGCAUACAAAUGCAUUUAGGAGCCCACAGGACAAGGCGUGGAAAGGUCUCCCACACGGCAAAAACGAAACUGCUUCUCCAUUUUAUUGUGCUAUGUGUGGCAGCGGGUGCUGUUCAUGCACAAGAACAAGGCAUAGACAUUCUUCAUCAACUAGGCCUUGGAGGCAAAGAUGUAAGACACCUAUCAUCGGUGACUGCUGUACCAUCAUCAUCUACACCAUUACCUCAGGGGGUCCAUUUAACAGAAUCAGGUGUCAUUUUCACUAAUGAUACUUACAUUGAGUCACCUCUUUUGAAAGUUCUACCAGUCAACUUAGAACAGCCAUUUACAAUAUUAAUUGGGUUGCAGUCCCAUAGAGUAAACAAUGCAUUUCUCUUCAGCAUUAGACAUAAAAAUAGACUGCAAUUAGGAGUGCAAUUAUUACCUAAAAAAUUAGUAGUAUACCUUGGAGGAAAGCAGUCUGUAUUUUUCAACUACAGUGUUCACAAUGAGCGAUGGCACUCAUUUGCCAUUACUGUUAGAAACCAAGUUGUCUCAAUGUAUGUUGAGUGUGGAAAGAAAUAUUUUAGCAGAGAGACUCUUUUGGAAGUUCAGACUUUUGAUCCUAACAGUGUAUUUACCUUAGGAAGUAUGAAUAAUAAUUCUGUCCAUUUUGAAGGAGUAGUAUGUCAGUUGGACAUUAUUCCUUCGGCAGAAGCAUUUGCAGAUUAUUGCAGAUAUGUGAGCCAGCGUUGUCGCCCUGAGAUAAACCUUCUUCAUUCAACCAUUGUAUCAGCUGAGAUACUGGAAAACUCUCCUUUGCCCAGACAAUUUGGUGAAAAAGUGGUGUCAGAACACACAUUUACCAGAGGCAAAAGCAUCCCAAAUAUCAUAAAUAAUGAACCUGCAAUAGUCCGUAAACAACAAGGACACCAGAUAUCAAAGGCUCAGUCAAAGUCUCUUCAUUCAAGCAAUGUCUCUGCUGUGGAUCAUGUAAACCAUGGAAUUCAGGCCAAAGAAAUGAUCACUGAGGAACAUACUCAGACAAAUGUAAGCCUGUCAGUGACCCGUCAUCUCAAUAAGGCAAGAACAAAUAGCAAGGAGAAAUUUAGUUUUCUCCCAAAUGUGUUUGACAAUGUCACACAACAUAAUGAUAGAGUAACUGGUUUGUCACCAUUUAAGAAGAUAUCAUCUGUUCUUCCACAUAUGAAACAAGAAACAAUUACUGAUCUCAAGAAGGCUAUCACAGCAAAUCUACACACUAAUGAACUCAUGGAAUUACAACAGAUUUUAAACACAACCUUAUACAGAGUGACAGAGGAACCAGCUGUGGACAAUCACCUUGACCUUAGGAAAGAAGGUGAAUUUGAUCCUGAUGCUACCUACUCCAUCGCAAGUAGCUAUGAGACUGACCUUUAUGAUUAUUACUAUUAUUAUGAGGAUCUUAAUGCAAUGCUCGAAAUGGAGACACUAAGAGGGCCAAAAGGGGACACUGGACCUCCUGGUCCACCGGGUCCAGCAGGUAUCCCAGGUCCCUCAGGAAAGAGAGGUCCACGGGGCAUACCAGGGCCACAUGGAAAUCCUGGGUUACCUGGAUUACCAGGUCCAAAGGGCCCCAAAGGAGAUCCAGGAUUUUCCCCUGGUCAAGCUGUACCCGGAGAAAAGGGGAAUCAAGGCCUUUCUGGAUUAAUGGGGCCCCCUGGAAGGCAAGGUGAUAAGGGACUCAAAGGCUAUCCAGGGCUCCCCGGACUCCAAGGUGAACCAGGAAUUCCAGGAUUCACUGGUAAUAUUGGUGUACGUGGUUACCCUGGCAGGCAGGGUUUAGCUGGACCAGAAGGUAACCCAGGCCCUAAAGGUGUACGAGGUUUCAUUGGCUCUCCUGGAGAAGUAGGACAACUAGGACCUGAAGGAGAAAGAGGUGUUCCUGGGCUCCGGGGAAAGAGGGGUCUUAAGGGAAGACAGGGUUUUCCAGGUGACUUUGGAGACAGAGGCCCUGCUGGCCCUGAUGGCAGUCCUGGACUUGUAGGUAGCAUUGGUCCUCCGGGAUUUCCUGGGCUUAGAGGCAGUAUUGGCCCUAUUGGACCAGUUGGACCUUCUGGAAAUCCUGGCCCAAUGGGUCUUUCCGGGAAUAAGGGCCUACCUGGAAUCAAAGGUGAUAAGGGUGAACAAGGCAUUACAGGGGAGCCAGGAGAAUUAGGGUAUCCUGGAGACAAGGGUGCUGUUGGUGUUCCAGGACCACCAGGGAUGAGAGGAAAGCCAGGACCUUCAGGCCAGAUCGGUGACCCAGGACCCCAAGGACCAUGUGGACCUCCAGGACCAGAGGGUUUUCCAGGAGAUAUUGGGAUUCCUGGACAAAAUGGCCCUGAAGGAUCAAAGGGACUCCUCGGAAAUAGAGGACCUCCUGGACCUCCUGGUCUCAAAGGACUUCAGGGAGAAGAAGGACCAAUUGGACCCUUUGGAGAACUGGGGCCAAGAGGAAAACCAGGUCAAAAGGGUUUUGCAGGUGAACCAGGACCAGAAGGCUUAAAGGGAGAAGUAGGAGAUCAAGGAAACAUUGGAAAGAUUGGUGAAACAGGACCUGUUGGUUUACCUGGAGAAGUUGGGACUACUGGAAGCAUUGGUGAAAAGGGAGAACGGGGAAGUCCAGGUCCACUAGGUCCCCAGGGAGAAAAGGGUGUUAUGGGAUAUCCAGGUCCUCCUGGGGAUCCAGGACCCAUUGGUCCACUGGGAUUACCGGGUCAUGUGGGGGCAAGAGGACCACCUGGGAGUCAAGGUCCUAAAGGACAAAGAGGACCAAGAGGACCAGAUGGUCUCUUUGGGGAACAAGGUAUACAAGGUGCCAAGGGUGAAAAAGGAGAUCAAGGAAAAAGAGGGCCCUAUGGUCUUAUCGGUAAGACUGGAAACCCUGGAGAGAGAGGAGUUCAAGGGAAACCAGGUUUACAAGGACCCCCUGGGAGUACAGGAGAAAGAGGACUUGAAGGAGAACCAGGACCACGAGGAUUGCAAGGUGAUGCUGGACCUCCUGGAGAAAUGGGUGCUGAGGGACCUUCAGGUAUUGAGGGUGAAUCUGGUCUGCAAGGCGAACCAGGUGCAAAGGGAAAUGUUGGACCUGCAGGCAAUGCUGGAGUUGCUGGAGAACCAGGGUUACGGGGUGAACCAGGAGCUCCUGGAGAAGAAGGUCUCCAAGGGAAAGAUGGCUUAAAGGGGAACCCAGGAGGAAGGGGUCUUCCUGGAGAAGAUGGAGAAAAAGGAGAGACAGGCUUACCAGGGGCUUCAGGACCCUUGGGUAGGACAGGUCUAAUGGGCCCUCCGGGACCUGAAGGAAUUGUGGGAAUUCCAGGACAAAGAGGUCGUCCCGGGAAAAAGGGUGAUAAAGGACAAAUAGGGCCCACAGGAGAAAUUGGAAGCAGAGGUGCUCCUGGACAAAUGGGGGAAAGUGGUCCUAAGGGUGCCAGAGGAACUAGAGGUGCUGUGGGGCCUUUAGGAUUGAUGGGACCUGAUGGAGAACCAGGAAUUCCAGGAUAUAGGGGCCAUCAGGGUCAACCAGGACUUUCUGGCUUGCCAGGACCUAAAGGAGAAAAGGGUUAUCCAGGAGAAGAUAGCACAGUAUUGGGACCACCUGGGCCUCGAGGUGAACCAGGUCCUGUUGGGGAACAAGGAGAGAGAGGAGAACCUGGAGGAGAGGGCUAUAAGGGUCAUGUGGGUUUACCGGGACCAAGAGGUGCUGCUGGACAACAAGGGCCCCCAGGUGAGCCAGGUGACCAGGGUGAACGAGGACUGAAAGGAGAGAGAGGAUCUGAAGGUCCUAGGGGGAAAAAAGGAGCUCGUGGUCCUUCUGGGAAACCUGGGAUUCCUGGUCUUCCUGGCCUACCUGGGCUAAAAGGCAUGCAAGGAUACCAUGGAGCCGAUGGCAUUUCAGGAAACUCUGGAAAAGUUGGGCUACCAGGAAAACAGGGACUUCCU